AUGACAAACGAGAUAUUCCCAAAGCCACCCCAAGAGCAAAAUAGACCCCCAUGGAAAGAUCGCGUCCUUGAAAAGCGGGCUGCCCAGUCAGCCCUGAUUCCCCCGCCCUGGCGUCUCCCAGAAUCAGUCCUUGCAGAUCCCCCAUUAUCAAGCGUGGAUGUCAUCAGGUCCUGUGGAAUCUUGUCUACGGACGAGCUUGCCUGGACCGAGACGGCGGAUAUCCGCGAACUGGUCGAGCUGGUCAAAACCCAGCGCGUAACAAGCGAAGCUCUGACAACGGCAUUCUGUAAACGAGCUUCAAUUGCACAGCAGCUGACUAAAUGCUUGACGGAGGCUUUCUUUGACAAGGCUCUUGUGCGCGCGAGGGAACUUGAUGAGCAUCUACUGCGUACUGGUGAGGUUGUUGGGCCUUUGCAUGGGAUUCCAGUCUCAGUGAAGGAUCGAUUUGAUGUUGAGGGGUUUGAUACUACUGUUGGCUGGGUUGGCUUGACCAAUAUACCGGCCAAAUCGGAUAGUUCCAUCGUUCAGUUGCUUGAGUCUAUGGGUGCGGUGUUGUAUGUCAAGACGAAUGUGCCGCAGUCUCUGAUGAUGGCCGACUCAUACAACCAUGUAUUCGGCCAGUCCGUGAACGCUUUCAAUCGCGCCUUGAUCUCAGGCGGUAGCUCCGGUGGCGAAGGCGCACUUAUCGGCGCCAGAGGUAGUGUGUUGGGAAUUGGCACUGACAUUGGUGGUUCAAUCAGAAUACCCUCUACGCUACAGGGUCUAUACUCGAUCUCUCCAACGACGGGACGUGUACCAUGGGACUGCUCCUCUCUACACCAACGGUACCUCGUUCCACCCGUCGCCGGACCGAUGGCCACAUCUCUAGCUACGACAGAGUACUUUAUGGAGAGCCUUCUUGCGUCUCAUCCAUGGACCGUAGAUCCAAAUGCCAUCCCCAUCCCAUGGCGCAAAGAGCUUGCAGUACCUUCGACAGAUCGCAAGAUGAGACUAGGUGUUAUAUUCGACGAUGGAUGUGUCAAACCCCAGCCACCUAUUGCGAGAGCAAUGCGGGAGACGGUGGACGCAUUGACAGCUGCUGGACAUGAAGUCAUCGAAUGGGACCCCUGCCUCCACGUCACCGCAGCCAAUCUCUGGACAAAAGGUAUCCUUGCCGACGGCGGAAGCCACUGCCGCUCCUUGUGCGAAAUAGUCGACGAGCCUUUACUCGAGGGCAUGCUCGUUGGAAAAGAAGUGGAUCUUCUAUCAUACGAUGAGCGAGGAGAGUUCGAAGUAACGAAACGCACCCUCCAAACCGCCUUCCUCAAACAAUGGGUAUCCUCCGGAAUCGACGCCCUGAUCAUGCCCGUUUCUCCGUGGGUCGGUUACAGGCCCAAGACAUGGGUCAAGAGUAAGCAGUGGAUGGGGUAUACGGCCAUCUGGAAUCUCCUAGAUUACGCGGCUGUUACUGUUCCUGUUGCGAGGGCGCAUCGGGAAAUCGAUCUUGUCGGUGAGGGGGUUAAUGUUGGUUGGGAAGGGCAUUCGAUUAGGAAUGAGUCGGAUGCUUUUAAUUAUUCGCAAUAUGAUGCCGAUCUCGUGCAUGGAAUGCCUAUCUGCGUGCAGAUUGUUGGUGGUCGAUUUGGAGAGGAGAAGGCUGUGGCUGUUGGUAAAGUAAUUGACGAGUUGAUGAAUCCGACUCCCUUCCAUCCUUAA
Penicillium paradoxum is the source of this 1692-nucleotide messenger RNA. RefSeq lists its product as uncharacterized. Lineage: Eukaryota; Fungi; Ascomycota; Eurotiomycetes; Eurotiales; Aspergillaceae. Bases 1 to 1692 code for a protein of 563 amino acids. The transcript has 7 exons. The record is from RefSeq and is a predicted model, not a curated record.